GCCUUAUAUAAAGAGGAUCCGAAUCAAAGCAUCCCAGCAAACAAACCAAAAUAAAGCCAAUAAGAAGGAAAACAUCCAUCCAAAGAAAAGAAUGGCGUGUGCAACGAAAAUCUCAUUGAUUAUCUUCUUCGCUUCAUCUCUCCUUAUCCAAGGAAUAUUAGGUGAGCUGAUCUGCGAGAAUUUGCCGACGAAUUUGUGCGCAUUCGCGAUUGCGACGUCGGGGAAGAGGUGCGUGUUGGAGAACUACCGGAACGAGGAGGGGAGUGUGGAGUACACGUGUAAGACGUCGGAGGUGGUGGUGGAGAGAAUGUCCGGAUACAUCGAGACUGAUCAGUGCGUCAAGGCAUGCGGCGUCGACCGUGGAUUCGUCGGAAUCUCGUCGGAUGCCUUCCUUGCGCCUGACUUCACCGCCAGCCUCUGCUCCCCAUCUUGUUACCAGAAUUGCCCUAACAUUGUCGACCUCUAUUUCAACCUCGCUGCCGGUGAAGGAGUAUUUUUGCCAGCUCUUUGCGAGAAGCAGAAGACGAAUCCCCAUCGGGCGAUGUUGGAGAUCUUGAGCAACGGUGGUGCUGUAGGUGGCGCGGCCCCUGGUCCGAUGGCUGCAGAUUACGUGGUCGAUGCUCCUGCUCCUGCCCCAGGAUAUUUCUAAAUUAUACGUCCAAUAUUAUGAUUCUUUGAAUUAUUAUUGUAUAGAGUGAGAGAAGCUGGAAACGAUUCUGUUCAUUGUUUUGCUUCGGAUUUGUGAUCCGAAUUUUCGUGUAUCGUUUUGUUUCAAACUUUCAGUCUAUAAUAUUUGAAUAAAUGUUGUGUUCUUUCGUCGUA
Salvia hispanica is the source of this 822-nucleotide messenger RNA. RefSeq lists its product as uncharacterized. NCBI's taxonomy places the organism in Eukaryota, Viridiplantae, Streptophyta, Magnoliopsida, Lamiales, Lamiaceae. The record is from RefSeq and is a predicted model, not a curated record.